This is a messenger RNA of Lasiosphaeria miniovina, 1608 nucleotides long. RefSeq lists its product as uncharacterized. Bases 393 to 1211 code for a protein of 272 amino acids. The record is from RefSeq and is a predicted model, not a curated record. The transcript is spliced from 2 exons. NCBI's taxonomy places the organism in Eukaryota, Fungi, Ascomycota, Sordariomycetes, Sordariales, Lasiosphaeriaceae.
UCAGUACUUCAGCCAGCCGCCCAGCACCCAUUUCCAUUUUGCAGAAUUUUCAGAAGAGCCAUCCUUAGUUCCAAAUUUCCAACUUCCUGCUUGCCUUUGGCUUUUCGGAUAUUUUUCAAAAUAUCAUUUUCUCUUCGUUUCAUUUCCACGCUAGCAAUCCGAUGUUCUAUGCCCCCUGACAUGUCCUCAGUCUUAUCCUGCGCCCCCCUGCUUGGUUCGGCUCGCAUCCAUAAUGAUCCAUCCCACUGCGGCAAGCAAACAGGGGUGAUGUGGAUUCAAACAGCCUCAUCGUCUUGCCGUGCUUGCCAGCAGCCGGCCUAAGCAAGGACUAAAAAAAACACCGCCAGUACUAGGAGCCCAAAAUCUCAGCCGGGCCUACGCGUAAGUACAAUAUGCGGCUAUCAACCCAUAUCGACAUGUUUGCUCGCCUGCUGGUGUGUCAGUUAUCGCCGGUGGGCUCAGGUCUCGUGCACACCCGGCCUGCCGUUGCUGCGCCGUGCAGUGCGAAUCCGAAUAUAGGAGCGACGUCGAAAUCUGCCCAGAAUGGUGCCCCCCUCGAAACCACGGCGUUUCCACCGCACGCAGCCUUUCACCGGACGCAUGAUUCCUCGUUCCAGUUUGCCUUGGUGGGGUCACGUUUCGACGAAGUCUUGGUCCCCAAUGCUGCAUCAAUAGACCGCGGCCACCCGUGCGGCGUGCGCCUUUCUUUGCCCGGCUCGAUGCUCGAGAGGCGGCCCAGCGGGCAUAGACGGCCACAUGAUUGGCCUGUGCGGAUAGCUCCGGUGCAGGGUCUCGCGUCUUUCCACUGCUGCUGCAUUGCGGGUAUGAGAUUUGCCUAUAUUCGUUACGUCCAUCAUCGGAGUUUUGGACGGAGAGGCGGCAUGUGUGCCAAGCACUCGGAGCCAGUCGAGUUCGUACUUGCGUGUGUUAUCAAUGGCCGUCACAAUCGUGACGGCGAGUCGGCAACUGCCUCCCGAGCUAUUAUUUUCUUUGCUAUUUCCAACUGCCCUAGUUACAUACCUAUCCCAAAAGCAUGCCGGGCAGGCUCUUCACGCCGCCCUCAAACCCAAGGGAUAUUUCUGCUUCGAACGCAGAGCCGGCUUGCAUGCGAUGGCGUCUGGCAGCUUGGGUGGUCCCUACUUGCACAUGCGUCCGAACAUCUUCUCCAUCGAUUCCACUCAUGUGUCAUAGUCGUUACGUCUUUGGGCUAGCGUGAACGGGCGGGCUGGCUGGUCCAAGCUUUACCAUGUACGGCUCCUCAAGCCAGAACGCCCAAAAACUGUUUAUUGGAAAAUCCCAAAUGCCAGUUUAGAUCAACUGCGCAUUUCGUGCUCAGGCUGAGGUGGUCUGCUUUUCCUAUGACCUAGAUGCCAUGCACAGCCCGUAGCACCAGGUGAACCUAAGUUCCAUACCCUGUAUUGUAGGUCCGGAGGAUACGCAUUAAAUGCAGCGAAACAGUCAUCGGCGCUGACAGAGAGACACUCCAGACCGUUGACAACUGGCGGGUUAGGGUUUUAAGGUCCCACAAGUUUUACCUUUAAUCAGCAUGUCAAAGGGCAGUUUUCGCCUGUGCAGUGGGGCUUCAGUGAUCGAUCGCCCUGACAUCCC